Messenger RNA from Moneuplotes crassus, 841 nucleotides. The record is from the annotation of a GenBank genome assembly. Lineage: Eukaryota; Ciliophora; Spirotrichea; Euplotida; Euplotidae.
CUUUAUCUUGAUAAGAUAUGAGUAUGAUAUCUCUGAGAAAUCCAAGAUGGUCCAACUUGUCAUCUUUUACGUAGAUUUCCAAAGAAAUGACUUUCAUAAUUCAGUAGAUUGGGAUGAAAACAGGAAGAUGUUAAGAGUCUAUUUUCGUGUUGACUUCCUUUCAGACUGUGUUAGCUAUGAUAUCCAGAACGGAGUUCCUCUAAGAUCCUCUCACAAUAAUGCUCUGUGGGAUCUAGCCCAGUAUGAAUUUUGAUGGCAUAAAUUUGCUGAUAUUAGUGAGACGGGCUUUGGAGUCGCCCUACUUGAUGAUUGAAAAUAUGGAUACUCUUGUAAAAGAAAUACACUGGGAAUGUCGCUCAUUAGAUCACCUAAAUGGCCAUACACUAAAGCAGAUAUUGGGCUUCAUGAAUUUACGUAUUCUUUAUAUUCACAUAAAGGUAAUGAGUUAAGUGAUGUGAGCAAGGAAGGAUUCUCCCUAAAUUUUCCAUUAAAAAAUUAUUUGCCGAAUAAACUUGAAGAUUGCCAAUCUGAUAGUUUCAUUGAAAUAGAUGAAACUAAUGUAAUUCUUGAUGAUUUAAAAUUAGCAAGGAUGAUGCAAACCAAUUUGUUAUAAGAGUUCAUGAAGCGUUUGGAUCAUCAACUGAUUGCAAAAUUUGUCUAACUUUAUUAGAAAAGAUUAACAAGAAGAUCAGUUCAAUAUCUGUUGUUUAUAUCUUCGAAGAUGAGUAAGAAGACUCUGAUAGUAGUUUAUACUCCUUCAACUAAAACAAGAUUCAGAUAUCUCUUAGACCUUUCAAGAUUUCCACACUUACGCUUAAAAUAGAAUAAAUCAAAGUCAAUC